ACGCGCUCCUUCUCUGCUCAUUCAUUGGCUACCGUUAUUGUCUCGUUUUCCUCUGGAGCUCAUGACUUAAUCUGAUCGGCUAUUGGCUAAGCCUCUUCUGGUAGGCGGGGUUACUCCGCUCUGCAGCGGCCGUUGAUUGGAUGAUCACUAACGCGGGAGAUUGUGUUUGCGUCGUGGAGUAUGUUGGGUGUUAUCGCCGAUGCAUAACAUGGAUGUAGGGGGCGACAGUGAGGCUCCUGUGACGUUCCCGUUCCCCUUCCCACCUUACCCUAUCCAGGAGCAGUUCAUGGGCGAGCUUUAUCGGGUGCUGGAAGCCGGGAAAGUUGGGAUAUUUGAGAGCCCCACGGGAACGGGUAAGUCGCUGAGUCUGAUCUGUGGUUCGCUUUCUUGGCUGCGGGACUUUGAGGAGAAGCGGCGCCAGGAGGAGGCCCUGGUGUUGGCAGCGGAAGAGACAGAAGACAAUGAGGAAAAAAAGACUGACGGGGCCUCCUCCUCUGUGACGGAGCCCGACUGGAUCACACAGUUCGUACAGAAGAAAGAGGAGAUGGACAUAAAGAACAGGAUAAAGGAGGAUCAGCUGCGGAGGAAGAAAAGAGAAGAGAAGCUGGAGCAGAUGAGACGCAAUGUUCAGCUGAAGUUCGCUUCCAAGAGAAAGAGGGAAGAUGAUGAUGAGACUGUUCGUCUUCUGAAGCUCAGUCAGCAGAUCCUGUCCCCUGAAGGAGACGGUGGCCCUAUCCUGGAACAAGGAGAGGAGGAGCUGGUUCUGGCGGAGUACGAGAGUGACGAGGAGACAAAGAAAGGCGUACAGCUGGAUGACGAGGACGAUUUUGAAGAAGAGCAUGUGACUAAGAUUUAUUACUGCAGCCGCACUCACUCCCAACUCUCCCAGUUUGUCCACGAAUUACAGAAAAGCCCCUUCAGGAAAGAGACCAAGCUGGUGUCAUUGGGGUCUCGGCAGAACAUGUGCGUGAACGAAGACGUGAGGCGCCUGGGCAGUGUCCAGCUCAUCAACGAUCGCUGCAUGGAGAUGCAAAAGAACAAGCACGAUAAGAAGAGCGAGGAGCCGGAGGGGAAGAAGAAGCGCGGCGGCCGGCUCACGUGUCCGUUCUACGCUUAUGACCAAAUGCAAUUUUUGCGGGAGGAAAUUCUGGUGGAGGUGAAAGACAUCGAGCAGCUGGUGUCUCAGGCUCGAGAGGUGAAAGCCUGCCCGUACUAUGCCAGCCGCUACGCCAUACCCGCUGCUCAGCUGGUGGUCCUACCCUACCAAAUGCUCCUCCAUGAUUUCACCAGACGGGCGUCGGGCAUCAAGCUGAAGGAUCAGGUGGUGAUCAUCGAUGAAGCUCAUAACCUGAUCGACACCAUAACCGGCAUGUACAGCUCCCAGGUGACCGGGGCCCAGUUGUGUCAGGCGUUCUCCCAGCUGGCGCAGUACAUGGAGCGAUACAGGAGUCGACUGAAGGCGAAGAAUCUGAUGUACAUAAAGCAGAUCCUGUUCCUGCUGGAGAAGUUUGUGGUCGCGCUUGGAGGUAACGUCAAGCAGAACCCAAACUUCCAGAAAGUAUCUCAGCCAGGUACAACACUGAAGUCCAUCAAUGAUUUCCUCUUCUACAGUCAGGUGGACAAUAUCAAUCUCUUCAAGGUCCAUAGAUAUUGUACGAAAAGCAUGAUCGGCAGAAAGUUGUUCGGCUUCACUGAGAAGUUUGGAGGGACGGCUGUGAUCAUCCCGGCGAAGGAAGCUCCCAAAAGUGGAGGACUGCAGCAAUUUCUACAAAAUCUGAAUCAGAAGAGCCAGGGAGAAGGGGCGGCCGAUGGUUUACAAGAGAACGGCCCCGCGCGGAGCGCAUCCCCCCUCAUGCAGAUCGAAAGCUUCCUCUUUGCAUUGACCAACGCUAACAAAGAUGGCCGAGUCCUGGUGCAGCUACAAGGUACCGUGGCGCAGAGCAGUCUGAAGUUCCUCAUGCUGAACCCAGCUGUGCAUUUCGCCCAAGUCCUGAAGGACUGUCGUUCUGUGAUCAUCGCUGGAGGGACCAUGCAGCCGGUUGCGGACUUUAAGCAGCAGCUCCUGGCAGCGGCCGGACUCCAGCCGGACAGAAUAGUCGAGUUCUCCUGCGGUCAUGUGAUCCCACCAGAAAAUAUCCUACCCAUAGUGCUUUGCAACGGGCCGACAAACCAACAGCUGGAAUUCACCUAUGAGAAGAGAGGGUUGCCCGAUACGAUGGAUGAAACCGGUCGGAUUCUCACAAACUUAUGUAACGUGGUCCCAGGGGGUCUCGUCUGCUUCUUCCCUUCCUACGAGUACGAGAGGCUGAUCCUGGAUCGCUGGGAGAAGAGCGGCCUGCUGAAGCGUCUGGCAGCGAAGAAGAAGAUCUUUCAGGAGCCAAAGAAAGCCUCUCAGGUGGACCAAGUGCUGUCUGACUACUCCAGGUGCAUUAAGCUCUCGGGCCAGUCCCCCGGACCCCUGACCGGUGCGCUGCUCUUUUCGGUGGUGGGAGGAAAAAUGAGCGAAGGGAUAAACUUUUCCGACGACUUGGGCCGGUGCGUAGUGAUGGUGGGAAUGCCGUACCCCAACAUCCGCUCCCCCGAGCUCCAGGAGAAGAUGUCCUAUCUGGAUCACACUCUGCCCAAGACCAAUGGCGUUUCCCCAGGCAAGGUCCUUAUAGAGAAUCUGUGUAUGAAGGCCGUCAAUCAGUCUAUAGGAAGAGCCAUUCGGCACCGCGGUGACUUCGCCACCAUCCUCCUCCUAGACCACAGAUACUCAAGGCCGACCGUACUGGGGAAGCUUCCUCAGUGGAUCCGCAGCAGCACAGAGGUCAAGCAAUCCUUCGGAGCAGCGUAUGCAUCAAUACGGAAAUUUUUUCAGAUUAAGAAGACGGCGGCGGCGCCAUCAUGAGGCGACUUCAGACGACAGAAGAUUUUCAUAAAUUCCCACGUUAUUUAUUACAAUAGGAUUUUUACAAUUUUGUUACACAAGUAAAUAUUGUCAGGUAUGA
Molecule: messenger RNA, 2990 nt
Organism: Hyla sarda
Lineage: Eukaryota; Metazoa; Chordata; Amphibia; Anura; Hylidae
Gene: DDX11
Product: DEAD/H-box helicase 11
Exons: 27
Coding region: 200-2890 (896 amino acids)
Biological process (GO): nucleobase-containing compound metabolic process; establishment of sister chromatid cohesion
Cellular component (GO): nucleus
Molecular function (GO): hydrolase activity, acting on acid anhydrides, in phosphorus-containing anhydrides; DNA binding; ATP binding
Source: RefSeq, a predicted model, not a curated record